AUGGCCAGCAAAGACGAACCGGUUAAAACUGAGAUUAAAAGGAAAAGAACCAUAAGGAAAGAAACCACAUCGGUUACAGCGGUAGGAGACAGCAAGAGAAUAAAAAGUGAUGUUUCUGUCAAGGAAAGUAAAAGCAGCCUUUUCUAUGCAGAGGAGGAGGAGGUUGAUAAUCGCGACCCCUUGAAUGACCUUGCAACGUUCCGCAAAACAUCUGAAGAAAUUAGAACUGCAAUGGCCGACAUAAAGAAACUCAAGGAGAAAAAAGGCAAAGACUGUUCUGAAGAAAUUGAAGAAAAGAAGAUUAAUGCACUUCUUCAGUUUGUUGUCUUGAAAAAACUGAACCGCCUGGCUCAUGUGCGAUGUAAGAAAGUACGAGAUGCAACAAGUGAGGCCAAGCAGAGGAUUGACCAGUAUCAUCUACAGCUGCAAAACCUCCUUUAUGAGACCAUGCACCUUGAGAAAGAGAUCACACGAUGUCUAGAAUUCAAAUCUAAAGAUGAGGAAAUAGAACUUGUGUCAAUUGACAAGUUCUAUCAGGAAGCACCAGAAGAGAUAUCCCGUCAGGAAGUGACACAAUCUGACAGCCAUCAGAGGACUCUAGCCCGCCUAGACUGGGAGCUGGAACAGAGGAAGCGUCUCGACAUGAAGCUGAAGGAGGCCAAGGACAACAAAGAGAAGCUGGAACAGGAAAUAAAAACAAAGCAAGAAUAUUUGGAAAAUCUACAACCAAAACUGAACACAAUUUUGCAGUCCACUAAGCCUGUACAGGAGUACCUUGGAAUGCCUUUUGACCAGAUUCGUGAGCAGCAUCAGACUGCAUGUCACCUACCACACCCUCUGUAUGUCCUAUAUAUGCAGUCCAGUGCCUACAAACAGGCUUGUGACAAACACUUGGAGGUCAGGAUUGAGGGGGAUUUACAAGCAGCCAAGUCCAUAAAGAGCUCAGUUACUGAGAUUGAUGACGACAGUGACAGUGAUCAGGAGGAACAGGAUAAACCUUCAUCUAAACGCCGCAGGAAAACAAGUGACAGCCGUGUAUCAGACAGAAAAGCACGUGCCUUGCAGCGUCAUCCUCUUGCUGUUGUCAUGGAAAUCAGUUGCCGGGAUGGAGGCUGUCUUUACCUUAAAUUUCACUACCAGAUGUCUUUAGAAAUCAUCACUGUUGAAACAAAAUUUCAGCCUGGCCCUGACAAUGUCACCUCAUCCAUCAGUGGAGGUGACCUACUCUCAGCAGAGUCAGUCCUUAAUGAUAUCUACCCAGGUGACCACGGAAACACAACACCUAAUCCAGCCAAUCAGUAUGAGCUACGCAGACUUGGAUUAAGAGACUUUGCUCACUACAUUCCUGAGCUUGGUAGACCAUUCCUUUGGGCUCAAUGGCUGGGUGGUCUACAGUUCCUCGACCAUGACAGUCCCCUAAAGGCUCAGAGCUCCAUUUCUUCAGCUCAUAUGCAACAGACAGUGAAACUUCUUCGCCGCAGGAUCCGGUCUCGGACAUCCCUUUUACAACAACUUGCAGCAUUAGAGCGAGGAUCUGUACAAGUGAGUAGGGAUUACCUUCCCUUGUUUCCUGCCAAAAUUGUUGCACGCCUUGUUUCAUGGAAACGAUCAACCUAUGAAGACUUUAGUGUGUUGCCCCAUACUCGCCCUGCCAUCACAGCUGGUCUGGCAGGCGAGUCUGACCUGUACUUCACAGCAGUCAUUGAGAGGUGUUCAGCUAAAAUGACGGUUCAGGUGGUACUCACAGCAAACUAUCCUGAAGUGGUUCCUUGGUUUGUUGUUAAUGUUCACUGGCAGACAGAUAGGACAGCUCUGAACGACUGCCAUAUACAGGCAAUGGAGGAAGAGGUCAAUCUGCAUUACCAGGAACUGAUGAAAGAAAAAUCACAUGACCAAAUCUUAUCCAAUCAAAUGCAACGUUUAAUGAUGUGUUUUGAUAUCUACCUGGAGACGGAGGCUCAAAACAUGGAAAGUGAGGGUCCAAUGGAGAUAUCUAAAGAAAAAGUGUUCACCAGGGUAACAAGGGGACCAAAUCGUACCAAGCCCUACAUGUUCUGUCCAGAGGUCGGAAUAUUUACUCAUCGUUGAACCAGAAAGACACAUAAGCAUAAUUUGAUGUAAAGGCCAGAACAGGGAUGGCUGCCUCCAUCCUAACACUGUUCUACAGUAUAUUACACCUGUGGAAAUGGAUCACUGUGAGGAAUACACAUUUUUAAGAAUGACAGAUUUUUGGAUAAAUUGUUUUACAAAUGUAAGAAGAGACUUGUUUGAUUGACAUCUGUUACAUCUGUGUCCAGUUUCCACAGACUGAGUUAUUGUAGUGCUGUUAUUAAAAUGAACAGUGACAAA
Messenger RNA from Ylistrum balloti, 2349 nucleotides. Its product is annotated as THO complex subunit 5 homolog. NCBI's taxonomy places the organism in Eukaryota, Metazoa, Mollusca, Bivalvia, Pectinida, Pectinidae. Gene Ontology annotation, biological process: mRNA export from nucleus; positive regulation of DNA-templated transcription, elongation. Gene Ontology annotation, cellular component: THO complex part of transcription export complex. Gene Ontology annotation, molecular function: mRNA binding. The transcript has 16 exons. The coding region runs from base 1 to 2088 and encodes 695 amino acids. The record is from RefSeq and is a predicted model, not a curated record.